Anarrhichthys ocellatus (wolf-eel) is the source of this 3371-nucleotide messenger RNA. RefSeq names its product polycomb complex protein BMI-1. The transcript has 9 exons. NCBI's taxonomy places the organism in Eukaryota, Metazoa, Chordata, Actinopteri, Perciformes, Anarhichadidae. Gene Ontology annotation, cellular component: PRC1 complex. The record is from RefSeq and is a predicted model, not a curated record. Gene Ontology annotation, molecular function: promoter-specific chromatin binding; metal ion binding. Gene Ontology annotation, biological process: negative regulation of transcription by RNA polymerase II. The coding region runs from base 531 to 1565 and encodes 344 amino acids.
CUGAAAAAAGCCAUUUUCUGGCGCUGCUGCAAAUUCUGUCCAAGUCCAAAUAAUUUACCUGGAUCCUCGCUGGGAGGAGAGGGAAACUUUUAUGUCUAACCAGUGUCGGUGUUGCCUCUGGAUGUGUUUGGUUGUGGUGCCCGGUCGGACGGCGGAGCUCCGGGAGAAAUGGAAACGCUCUUUGUUGGUCCGCUGGUCGAGGGGCAGAGCUGAUGCACAAGAUGAGGCCACUACAGGGGCGAUUCAGUAGUCGGCUGCUGUGUACCAGCACACAGCCCGCAUUUAGCUGCACGACUCCCUGCUCUCCACACGUUAUUCGUCGCUACAACAUGUCAUCGCAGUUGUAUUUCGUUGGCCACGAGCUCUCUUUGUUGUGGUUUCACAACCUGCUGUCCCAAGGACGAGCUGCAGACAUUGUCUGAGGGGAGCACUGUGGCAGCCACUCAUUGAGCAUAUGGGGAAAGCCCUAAUUGUCUUAACCAGCACAUUCACAUAGGCUCCUGUGCCCCACUGUGUAACCAGAGCCUCUCAUGUUGUUUGUUUCUCACCGCAGAUCUGUUCAGAUGGAUAAAAUGCAGCCCAACCGGAUUAAAAUCACAGAUCUCAAUCCUCACCUCACAUGCCCACUGUGCGCUGGUUACUUAAUUGAUGCUACAACCAUUGUAGAGUGCCUGCACUCCUUUUGUAAAACUUGCAUCGUUGCCUUCCUGGAGACAAAUAAGUUCUGCCCUCGAUGUGACGUUCAGGUCCACAAGACAUGUCCACAGCUCAGCAUCAGGGCAGACAAAACUCUACAAGAUAUUGUUUAUAAGCUCGUACCGGGGUUAUUCAAAGAUGAGAUGAAACGGAGGCGGGACUUCUACGCAGAGAAUCGUGUGCUGGAACCGGGAGAAGUGGUGGAGACGUUUAACAUAGCAGAGGAUGAAAUCAUCAGUCUGUCCAUACAGUUCUACGAGAGGAACAAAAAUAAUGAGAGGCAGCAUUCAGAGUUGGAAGGAGACAAGUCCAAUGGUAAACGCUUCCUACAGUGCCCAGCAGCCAUGUCCGUCAUGCACUUGGCAAAGUUCCUCCGAAGCAAGAUGGAUAUUCCCAACAACUAUCGGGUGGAGGUGUUGUAUGGAGAUGAGCCCUUGAAGGACUACUACACACUAAUGGAUAUUGCCUACUUUUACGAGUGGAGAAGAACUGGACCCAUCCCCCUGCAGUAUCUCGUCAAACCCACCCGGAAGCGCAGGAGGCCACCCCAGUCUGCCGCCCAGGGCCACUCUGACGGCGUCAACACCAGCCCGACGUCCGAGAGCGACUCCCAGAGUGACAAAGUCCACAGUCCCGCUGCAGCCCAGCCGGCCCGAGCCUCCUCACAAUCCAGCCCCGCGUCCCACAACGUCUCUCCCGCCAUCCAAAGCUCCAACGGUACCACUGUGACCAACAACACUCAGCGACACACUCUGGCCUCCAAACAGGGCGCCAACGCUCGGAAGGUGACUGUCAACGGCACGAGCUCUGGGGCUGGCAAAGAGGAGGCGAGGGGAGGCGAGAAAAGUGGUUUGCCUCCGACGACCUAACGUGUAUACAGGGCAGCGGGGAGGACAGUGUUUGAAUUGCUCCCUUCUUUCUCUCCAAGUAGAGAGAAAAGACAAGCUCGAGUCUUCUGGACAAAACAGGAAGCAGAUUACUGUUUUCAUCUUUCAACAGGAAAGACUGAAAAGUGCAGCCAAAUAGACACUUGUAUGUAUGUAUGUAUGUGCGUGCGUGUGUGUUUAUGUGUGUUAGACUAGAACAGUGCACACAUACUAACUGUACAGUAUGUAUCAAAUGUGAGCAUGUGUGCAUACAUAUGUAUAAACUUAUCUUUUAUACAAGAUAUUGUAAUCGUUUUGUAUUGUAUAUGCAGUGGGUCUGUUUCAUUUCCAUACUGUAGUUGCGUCAACAUUGAUUUGGCUCCGUAACACUUGGGACAAAAUGCUUAAAAGGCAUUGCAGUGCUCAUCACUGCUGGAGUUGGAUGUAAAGAGAAAAACAGUCAUGUUAAUAACUGCUGUGUAAGUGUCCAUUAUAAGCAACUGCUCAUCAGGUAACACAGGUACAUUACAUUAAACUGUUGAUGCACUUUGUCGAGGUAUUUUCCAACAGGAGAAGGAAUUUAUAUUUACAAAGUUCCAAGCACUAACACGUUCAUAAGAGGUUUGUCAGCAGACUAUGUUCUUUCUCUCAUGGCAGUCGAAGAGCUCAAAAGGGAUUUGAAUAUUUGGCCAUGUAUGUUGUAGUUCCAUAAAUUUCAACAUUCCUUUUGUUUCUUUUCAACAAAAAAUGAUACUUUUUUAUCAGCCAUAUGUGCAUGUUUUAGGUCAAUAAAAAUGUUUACUUACUAGGUUUUUCUGACCUGACUGUCCUGUUUAUGAUUCCCUGAAUGUGAUAGGUUGUAAAGCAUGUUGCAAGAAUGGAGCUUAUAAAAAAAAAAAAAAAGCUUUGCUUGACAUUUGAUAUCAACAGCUUAUUUUCUGUGGUUUCUCACAGGGCGAUAACCUGUAUGCAAUAGAGUGAACAGACACACGAUGAAAGUGAUAUGAUCCAUAAAAGGCCAAACCCCCUGCCUACCAGGAUGAGUUUGAAACAGUUGUAAGUUACUUAAGUUUUACUCAAGCAGCCUGUUCUGAAUCUGAACACAUGAUUUUAGCAGAUCUUCACCGUGUGCAUGUACAGCAAAAUGUCGGUAGCUUACAAGCACAGCCACCUUCUGGAUGAUACAUACAGUUGAAGUCUUCUCUCUAAAUUUGUUCCCAAAAUGUUUUUCAAAUCAUUUCUACAAGCAGUACAUCACAUUCUCAAUAUCAAGGCUCUGUAGAGGAAAGUUUGUCUACAAUAUUACAAGGCACUCUUUUUAAGUUUGUUUUUAUUUGAUAACAGACAAGUCAACCCAACUGGCAACUCAAGUGACUGUUCAUUUAAAUUAAGAAAUAAACAAAGUAAGUUAAGAGAAAGUGGCAUUUUAUGGAGAAGAAGCUCACUCUCUGGCCCUGACAGAUUGUAGUUUCACACUAUCACAUCGAUUACAGGAUGAAAUUACACAUUGCUUUAUGAACACACUUCAGUGUACAAUUUCUACACAGAAAACCAUUCUAUAGAUCUUCAAAAUCUUAGCCAUACUAGUAGUCAACCUCUCUUUAAAUGGACUUAAAGUACCAUUUAUGUGCAACAUUGCCCACAAUGGCUUAACAGAACAAAGACCUCAUAACCACCUCAGUAUAAACCACAUGGUAAAAUCUCUCGGUACACAAACCUCUAUUAUAUCACAGAAUAUCAUCAUAUCCCUGUUAAUGCAACAUUGUUUCUCCCUCAGAAAAGACAAAGCAAGGAAAAUUAAAGUUGUUG